UACUGAAGACGCGAAUGUUGAUUAUUCGAUCGUGGUGUAACCGACAGUCAUUUCCGGCAGUCGAUAACCAAAUACAUACCUAUGAUAGCUAGUCGUCUCACAGCGACAUGAAAAGCGUGUUUUUCUGCUGUUAAAGUCUUAUUAUUUUUAUUGUUCCGUUUUAAAUUUACUACGAUGCGACGCAUAAUAAGGGCGGCAAGCGCCUUUAGCUUGCUGGCGGGUGCCGUAAAUGGCUUACAAGUCGAUUUCACAAAUGAUGAUUCAAUAAAGCAAGCAGCGAGCACAGUAGCAUAUGGUUUAUUAAAAUACUACACCGGCAACAAUACCGGCGACACACCUGGCAACUUACCCGAUCCAUACUUCUGGUGGGAAGCUGGCGCGAUGUUUGGAACAAUGGUAGACUAUUGGUUUCUCACGGGCGACGAGUCGUAUGUCGAGGUCACGAAGCAAGCGCUGGUUCACCAGGCCGGCGACGAUAAGGACUACAUGCCCACGAACCAGACAAGGACAAUGGGAAACGAUGACCAAGGGUUCUGGGCGAUGGCGGCCAUGUCGGCGGCGGAGAACAACUUCCCCAACCCGCCUGCUGACCAGCCACAAUGGUUAGCUCUGGCACAAGCCGUCUUCAACGAAUACGUGGACCGCUGGGACCCAGAGACAUGCAACGGCGGACUACGAUGGCAAGUCUUCACAUUCAACAACGGGUACAACUACAAGAACUCGAUCUCCAACGGGUGCUUUUUCAACAUCGCGGCGCGGCUCGCGCGGUACACGGGGAACCAGACGUACGCGGACUGGGCGGAGAAAGUCUGGGACUGGAUGGAAGAGAUCGGCUUCAUCGACGAGCAGUACAACGUCUUCGACGGCGCGGGCGUGGAGGCCGAGUGCACCGAGUUCAGCCGUCCGCAAUGGACGUACAACGCGGGCAUCUUCCUCCACGGGGCCGCGGUCAUGUACAACGUGUACAACACCUCGUCGGACGCGAGCACGGAGAUCGGGGGCGGCAACGCCACCGCCGGCGAGGUGUGGGCGCAGCGCACGCAAGGCAUGAUGCAGCGCACGGUGGACCUGUUCUACAACGGCACGGGCGUGCCCACGGAGCACUCGUGCGAGCCGUUCAACCAGUGCAACAUCGACCAGCAGAGUUUCAAGGGCUACCUGAUGCGCUGGAUGACGGGGACGGCGCAGAUGGCGCCCUUCACCUUCGACACGCUCAUGCCCCUCGUGCAAUCGGCCGCCGCGGCCGCCGCCCUGCAGUGCUCCGGCUCGCCUCCCGCCGACCAGUUCCGCGGCGACCCGGGCACGGCGUGCGGGUUCAAGUGGACGCAGGGCGCGGAUUUCGACGGCCUGGUCGGCGUGGGCGAGCAGAUGAGCGCGCUGUCCGCCAUCCAGUACACGCUGGUCAAGAAGGCCGAGGUCGGCGGCCAGGACAAGGUCCCCGUCACGGCGAACUCGGGCGGCACCUCGAUCGGCAAUGUGAACGCCGGCGCGUCCACCGAGUCGAAAAUACCCACGCCGAAGCCGAUCUCAACGGCGGAACGAGUAGCGGCUGGGUUUGCGACUACAGCGGUGCUGUUCAGUGUGUUAGGCGGGAGUUUCUUCGUCAUGAAGGAGUAAGAUGAUAUUUUACAUUCUACGUUGAAAAAGUGUUACCAGGGAGGAGGCAU
This is a messenger RNA of Xylaria bambusicola, 1667 nucleotides long. RefSeq names its product glycoside hydrolase family 76 protein. Bases 175 to 1617 code for a protein of 480 amino acids. Gene Ontology annotation, biological process: carbohydrate catabolic process; fungal-type cell wall biogenesis. Lineage: Eukaryota; Fungi; Ascomycota; Sordariomycetes; Xylariales; Xylariaceae. Gene Ontology annotation, molecular function: mannan endo-1,6-alpha-mannosidase activity. The transcript has 4 exons. The record is from RefSeq and is a predicted model, not a curated record.